Messenger RNA from Phytophthora nicotianae INRA-310, 2007 nucleotides. RefSeq lists its product as hypothetical. The record is from RefSeq and is a predicted model, not a curated record. Gene Ontology annotation, molecular function: symporter activity. NCBI's taxonomy places the organism in Eukaryota, Oomycota, Peronosporomycetes, Peronosporales, Peronosporaceae. The transcript has a single exon. Bases 317 to 1978 code for a protein of 553 amino acids. Gene Ontology annotation, cellular component: membrane.
CAUUUUUACAUGAAUCUAUUGGCGACCUGCAGGACCGUCCGCUUCAUGGUGAGCCUCGGGUGGAACGACGAUCGUGAGUUGUAAGGGCAAAGCGUGGACAAGGGCACAUUGUUCGAUUUGCAGCCAAGUCAUUCGCUGUUGAUAUUCCGGCUGGCAAAGCGCUUUGGAUUUGUAAACCAAGUGCUGAACCAUUUCGAUUUUCGGGCGGAGCGUGGCGAGUCUAUCGAGUGAGCGGUGGCAGGACACGAUAUCUAAUAGGACGCUACAGGUCAGUCGGCCUCAGCCGCGAACGUGGUGAUCAAGAGCUCAAAUCGCCAUGAAGAACUCAGAGGGUUCCAGGAGCUUUUACGACUCGGACAGCGGCUUCUCCAUGUCGCCACACAGCGCGAUAUUGCAGUUCGAUUUUCGCUCUAGAGACCGACCGCGGCCUCCUGUGCGAGUAGUGAACGAGCCGAUCUCGUACAGAGGACUGGGAGUCAAGGACAUGAUCCUAUCGCCAUACGAUCAGAACGCGUAUGUGAGCAUCUGGCAAGUGGGUCUCGGAGCUGCGAUCGGCCUCAUGACCGGCGUGAUGCUCAUUCACUACCAAGUGAAGGGCGAGUCGGCCGACUGGAUUGCGUUACCUGGCGUUCUCUUCAUCUCAGCGCUGAAGUGUUUAGUGACUCCAAUGGUUUUCUGCAGCGUCAUCGUAUGUAUAGGCGAAUUAGUGGAGGCAGGCAAGGCCGCGUCCAUCGGAAGACGAAUUAUCUUGUCCUUCGCUAUGGCCUCCAUCACGUCGUCAGUUCUAGGAACACUAUUCGCUUUCGCCAUGUCAAAAUUGUAUCCGUCAAGUGCAGUGGUGCCGAUCAAGCCAACGAUCCCGUCGCUGAGUGUUCAGUGUGAUGACGGCAGGUAUCUCUCGUAUUCUAAUGGAUCGCUUGCGUGCAGCUCGAUAAAUGGAACACUACCCAACAGUUUAUUCGUACUGGAUGAUGUGAGUGGAUAUUUAGUGAGAGCAGACACGGAGUACGAGAAGUUGAACGUCUCGGAGCAGAUUUUCAUCAUCCUCAAAGACCUCGUGCCGAAUAAUAUCUUCGAGGCAUUUGCAGGCACGUCGACGUUGAGUGUCAUUGCGUUCGCCAUUGUGAUGGGACUCGCACUAAUGAAGAGUGUGGAUAAAGAAGCAGGAGUCGAGAACUACCCGCUGCUCUUAGUGACACACGCCAACACAGUGAUCCUCCUGCUUGUGAACAUCGUAGUCAAGUACAUCCCGAUCGCUGUCGUGUCUUUGAUCGCCGGUUCAAUCGCUAGUUACACUUCCUCGUCGGUGCUGGUACGGGGCGUGGCGUUCUUGAUCGGAACUCUGAUCGUAGCGCUGUUGACAUUGACAAUCGUUGUCUUUGGAUUGACGCUCUUCGUGACGACAAGGAGGAACAUUUUCUUGCAUUUGUGGCAUAUUCUUCCUGCGCAGAUCUUCAUUUUUGGCUGCUCGUCUUCGAUCGCGACGCUGCCGAUUACAAUGCGCUGUGUGGACGCUACGAAGGAAGUAUCGUACCAGAUCUCGCGCUUCAUGUUGCCACUCGGAGCUACAAGUAACUUGAACGGCACGGCUGUGUACAUACCACUGGCUUGUGUUUUUCUGGCCAAAGUCGGAGGAUACGACGCCUUGUUGACACCUCUGAGGUUCGUCCUGCUGGCUUUUGUGAGUGCCAUCGCAUCGUUUGGUGUUGCUGGUGUGCCUCACGCUGGUUUAGUGAUGGUACUCACUGUAUGGAGGACAGUGUUCGGCGUGGACGUUCCAGUUGUCUUCACUAUAUUAGUCAGCAUAGACUGGAUCCUCGAUCGACUUCGGUCCAUUGUCAACAUCACCAACGACACGAUCAUCGUACGGAUCAUCGCAGCACAGUGUGACGAGACCACUCUGGAACAGCUUAGUACACAUCGGAUACAGCAGAACACACACGGCACGGAGCUGUUGACUCAUAUGCCCUUGCCUUGAGAUAAUAUAUUAUUCUGGAUUUGACAUGA